AGUGUCCACACACAGGAUUUCACGGCAUCUCUCAAAGAGUUUAUGCUUUGCUUUGGCCUCCUUACCACCCAGACAAAAACAACACCUACGUAACACUCCAUAACUGUCAUCGUCGUUCUUAUGUUCUUAUGCAUAAGUAACAACCAUUUCCACUGCCACCUCACAUUCCUCACUCCUUACUCACUAUUUUUACUCCAAAGAAGUUUCCUCUCUCUUUAUUUCUUUUUUCUUUUCUGUUUGUCUUUCCAGCUAAGUAAUUUGCGUAAACAAAACCAGACAUGUAUUAUUGUGUAGAACAAAAGGCGAUAAUAAGCAGAGAAGCCCACAAAAUUCACUAUGAAACCUCACCAUCAUCAUUUCACCUUCUUUUUCAUUCUAUCAUCAUUCUCUCUACUUCCCACUUUCAGAGCUAUCAACACAACAACUCAAUUCCGCAUUUUCAAUGAAACAAGAAGGAUUCUCCACCAGCCUCUGUUCCCGGAGCUCUCAGCUCCGCCGCCACUCACCCCACCGCCCCCUCCGCCCCCGGAUAUUCCUUCUUCUCCCGACAUUCCUUUCUUCAAUGAGUAUCCCGCGGGGCAGCCGCCGCCAGUUCAGAACCUGCCUCCGGUUACAUCCUCCGGCGCCGUGAUCGCGAACCCGACGGCGACACAGCCCACGAAGCCGGCCAAGAAGGUGGCAAUUGCGAUCUCCGUGGGAAUCGUGACCCUGGGAAUGUUCUCCGCGUUGGGCUUCUUCUUGUACAGGCACAGAGCAAAACACCCAGUGGAAACGCAGAAACUCGUUUCUCGUAGGCUUCCGGAAGAUUCUCCGCGGGCCCCACCACCCUCGAGCUUCCUCUACAUUGGAACAGUGGAGCCCGCCAGAACGUCGCUCACCGAACCCAACGGAACGAACAUUAUCACUUCUCCUUAUCGAAAGCUUGAUUCUGUUAAGCUUAACUCCGAUCACCGAUACCGCCCCAGUCCCGAGUUGCAGCCGCUGCCGCCGCCUCAAAAGCCGCCGGACGAAAGCCACUCGCCGCCGGCAGGAUUCUCCGACACAUCAUCGUCGUCCGAGGAGGAAAGCUGUGAGACGGCAUUUCACUCGCCGCACGGGUCGUCGCUAAGCCGCGAAGAGAAUUGUUUCACGCCGGUGUCGCGCCACAGUUGUCUCGCCGCCGCCAUACCAGCGGCGGCUGCUGCUGGUCCGGUGGUUCCUUACUCGAAGAGAACUUCACCGAAAUCCAGGUUCUCUGCUCCUUCGCCGGAUAUCAGAAAUAUGAUCGUACCGCCGGCGAAGCAUUCUCCACCGCCGUCACAGGCGCCACCAGCUUCAACCAAAUAUCAGCAAAUAGAAAAAGUAACUAGCAUGGGUCCUUCUAGAAGACCGAAAUUCUCAUCGCCUCCCCCAGCACCGAAUUUGACUCAUCUUAUUAAGCCUACCGCUCCACCUCCUCCACCUCCUCCUCCUCCCCCGCCGCCGCCGUUUCAGAAGGGUUGGUCUCCGUCAAUCAGUGCAUCUUCGUCCUCUGUGCCAAGGAAGCAGCGAGAGUCUUGGUCUCGAAAUGGAGGAGGGUCUUCUGCUAACAGUGUUAGUGUAAGGAAAGGUUCUACUGAGGAAGUUGACAAAAGGCAUGGAGGUGAUGACGUGGGUGGAGCGAAACCCAAGUUGAAGGCUCUGCAUUGGGAUAAAGUUUGUGCUACUUCGGACCGUACCACUGUGUGGGAUCAGUUAAAAUCCAGCUCCUUUCAGUUAAAUGAGGACAUGAUGGAGACCCUGUUUGGCUGCAAAUCUACAGGUUCUGCUUUUAAAGAGACUGUCACUAGGAGAUCAGUUCUUCCCCCUGUUGAACUCGAAAAUAGGGUGUUAGACCCCAAGAAAUCCCAAAACAUAGCUAUACUCCUAAGGGCACUUAAUGUCACAAGAGAUGAGGUCUGCGAAGCUCUUUUGGAUGGAAACCCUGAAGGUUUGGGAACUGAGUUAUUGGAGACUCUAGUGAAGAUGGCUCUAACAAAGGAGGAGGAAAUAAAACUUAAAAAUUAUAAUGGUGACCUAUCAAGACUUGGUUCUGCAGAAAGAUUUCUUAAAGCAGUGCUUGAUAUCCCUUUAGCUUUUAAAAGAAUUGAAGCAAUGCUGUACAGAGCUAAUUUCGAAACAGAAGUUAACUACCUUAGGAAGUCCUUUCAGACACUGGAGGCUGCAAGUGAGGAAUUAAAGCACAGUCGGCUAUUCCUCAAACUUCUCGAAGCCGUUCUAAGGACAGGAAACAGAAUGAAUGUUGGCACAAACCGUGGUGAUGCUAAAUCUUUCAAACUGGACACACUUCUAAAACUGGUAGAUAUAAAGGGCACAGAUGGGAAGACAACGCUUCUCCACUUUGUGGUCCAAGAGAUCAUUAGAUCUGAAGGAACAGGUGGUGAAUCUGCGAACGAAAAUGUUCAAAACCAGACAACUUCCCAAUUCAACGAGGACGAGUUCAGAAAGAAAGGAUUGCAGGUUGUGGCUGGACUGAGUAGAGACCUAGGUAAUGUCAAAAAGGCAGCAGGAAUGGACUCGGAUGUGUUGAGAAGCUAUGUCUCAAAGCUUGAAAGUGGGCUAGAUAAAGUGAGCUUAGUUUUGCAAUGCAGAAAGCCUGAUAUGUAUGGAAAUUUCUUUAAUUCAACCGGGCUAUUUCUGAAAGACGCUGAAGCGGAAAUUGUUAGGAUCAAGGCUGAUGAGAGAAAGGCCUUGUUCCUUGUGAAAGAAGUUACAGACUACUUUCAUGGUGAUGCAGCAAAGGAAGAGGCGCACCCUUUCAGAAUUUUUAUGAUUGUGAGAGACUUUUUAAAUAGUUUGGAUCAAGUCUGUAAAGAAGUGGGAAGGAUGCAAGACAGAACUGUGGUUGGUUCAGCUAGAUCCUUCAGGAUAGCCGCAAGUGCAUCAUUACCUGUUCUCAACAGAUACCAUGCAAGACAAGAUAGCAGUUCAGACGAGGAAAGUUUAUCCCCCUAGUGCUGUGUAUAACAAAGAAAUGAGAGUGUCUUAGUAUAACACAAACUAAAAUGAUUGUUUUCCCAAAUUUAAGUUAAUUUCCCCUAUUAGGUCCAUAGGUAUAAAUUCAACAGAUUUUAUUUCUACCAAUGCCUAGAGAAUUCCUUCCACAAGAUUGAAGAACAAACAGUUAAAGGCACGAUGACGAGGAAGAUAAUAAGUUGUUGACAGGAUAUGUACCUUGCUUACCAUCUCCACUCAAUUUCAUAAGAACCCGAAUGAACAUUAAAUGGGAAGUUUAGUGCAAGACAUGCAUAGCUUUUGUUAGUUCAAAUCAAACCCACAUCCCAUAGUUAUGACAGGUUUUAUUAUAUGAGAUUCCCAUACAUUUUCAUACUAUAGAAUAAUACGAUACUAAUUUACAUGUAUUUUUCUAAUAAGUUAUUAAUGAUGAAUAGCAGUUUUUUUCAAAUCC
This is a messenger RNA of Vigna umbellata (rice bean), 3427 nucleotides long. RefSeq names its product formin-like protein 6. Lineage: Eukaryota; Viridiplantae; Streptophyta; Magnoliopsida; Fabales; Fabaceae. Gene Ontology annotation, molecular function: actin filament binding. Gene Ontology annotation, biological process: actin nucleation; actin cytoskeleton organization. The record is from RefSeq and is a predicted model, not a curated record.